GCAUGAACACCAAAGAGAAAGAGCACGAUCUCGAGUUGGAAAAAGCUCGCUUGAUUAGCUUAGCCCUCGAUUUCGGCUUCGACCAACCCUCCGCCACCAAAUGCCUCCAUCGCCUCAUCGACCUCUACGGGGAGGAUGGUCGGGAUUUCAUCACGGUGGAGCACUGCGGCGACGAUUUUAUUGCGGCGUUGGCGGAGUCGAUGGAAGAUGCAGAAGAAUGGGAUGAUUUGCAGGGACUGGAAUCGGAGGCUUGUGGUGCAUUGACUCAGAAGGGGAAAGUGGUGGAGUUGGUUUCGAGCGAGGAGGAUGAAGAUAAGGAUGUGGAUUUCAGUUUUCUGAUGGGAAGAGGGAAUUGUGUCACUCCUGCUUCUGCGAAAUCAAUGGAUUGCAGAAGUGGCAUCACUCAAGGCUCAAUUUCAUCCACAUCCAGCAAAACAAAAUUCUACUCAGCAUUAAAGGAAGAAAAUAAUACUCUUAGCUAUGACGAAUUGCAGGCUCUAGAUGAUAUUGAAUUGGCAAAUGUCGUUAUCUUUGGUAAUAGGGCAUUUCGACCAUUGCAGCAUCAAGCAUGCAAAGUAACUUUGGCAAAGCAAGAUUCUUUUAUCCUUAUGCCUACUGGAGGUGGUAAAUCUCUAUGCUAUCAGCUUCCAGCAACCCUUCAACCAGGUGUUACAGUAGUUAUAUCUCCCUUACUUUCACUCAUUCAGGAUCAGAUAAUCACACUAAACCUUAAGUUUGGUAUACCUGCUACUUUCUUAAAUUCUCAACAAACUGCUUCCCAAGCAGCAGCUGUCCUCCAAGAGCUAAGGAAAGACAAACCAUCUUGCAAGCUAUUGUAUGUGACACCUGAGAGAAUUGCUGGCAACCAACCAUUUAUUGAGAUUCUUAAAUGCUUGCAUCGAAAGGGACAACUUGCAGGUUUUGUUGUUGAUGAAGCACACUGUGUUAGCCAAUGGGGACAUGAUUUCCGGCCUGACUAUCGCGGAUUAGGAUCACUUAAGCAAAACUUUCCUCGUGUACCUGUCAUGGCAUUGACAGCAACUGCAACCCACUCAGUUCGUGAGGACAUUUUGAAUGCUUUAAGAAUCCCCCAUGCACUUGUUCUUGAAAGAAGUUUUGACAGACCAAACUUAAAGUAUGAAGUGAUUGCAAAGACUAAGGAACCGCUGAAGCAGCUGGGACAGCUGCUAGUGGAUCGUUUCAGGAAUCAGUGUGGAAUUGUUUACUGCCUCUCGAAAAGUGAAUGUGUCGAGGUCUCCAAAUUUUUGAAUGAGACAUGUCAGACUAAAACGGCGUAUUACCAUGCUGGCAUGGCUGCCCGCCAAAGAGUUGCUGUUCAAAGGAAAUGGCAUGAUGGAGAGGUUCAUGUUGUCUGUGCAACUAUUGCUUUUGGAAUGGGGAUAGACAAAUCUGAUGUUCGCUUCGUUGUCCAUAAUACAAUGUCAAAAUCAGUUGAAAGUUAUUAUCAAGAAUCAGGAAGGGCCGGAAGAGAUAAUCUUCCUGCAGUUUGCAUUGUAUUGUACCAGAAGAAGGAUUUCAGCCGAGUAGUAUGCAUGAUAAGAAAUGGUCAAGGAUAUAAAAAGGAGAGCUUUAAGACAGCGAUGGAUCAAGCGAAAAAGAUGCAACAGUACUGUGAACUUAAGGUUGAAUGUCGGAGACAAACUUUACUCAAACACUUCGGAGAAUCUUUUGACAGAAAAGGCUGCAAGUAUGGAUCUAAUCCAUGUGAUAACUGUCUCAACACUGCACUAUGAGUUGUUGUUACAUUCAAUUUUCGAGUAUGAUAUUCUAACAUACUCUGGAACAGUGUACCUUGGAAGCUUUUUGUUUUUGCUACUUAUUCUAUUUGUAUAUCUCUAUUGUAGAUUUGCAUUUGCGUAGCAAGUUGUUCCUAUUUCUAGAAGUUGUGAAUUCUACUCUCGACAUUGCAUUGCAAUUAAUUACUUUCAGA
Molecule: messenger RNA, 1951 nt
Organism: Arachis stenosperma
Lineage: Eukaryota; Viridiplantae; Streptophyta; Magnoliopsida; Fabales; Fabaceae
Product: ATP-dependent DNA helicase Q-like 1
Exons: 11
Coding region: 3-1754 (583 amino acids)
Biological process (GO): double-strand break repair via homologous recombination
Cellular component (GO): cytoplasm; nucleus; chromosome
Molecular function (GO): nucleic acid binding; 3'-5' DNA helicase activity; ATP binding
Source: RefSeq, a predicted model, not a curated record